Drosophila arizonae is the source of this 1491-nucleotide messenger RNA. It is a transcript of the gene ppk8, whose product is annotated as pickpocket 8. Gene Ontology annotation, cellular component: plasma membrane. Gene Ontology annotation, biological process: sodium ion transmembrane transport. NCBI's taxonomy places the organism in Eukaryota, Metazoa, Arthropoda, Insecta, Diptera, Drosophilidae. The record is from RefSeq and is a predicted model, not a curated record. Gene Ontology annotation, molecular function: ligand-gated sodium channel activity.
UCAUCGCAAUUCGCCAUGCUCCAAGUCCUCUGCCAUCGAAAGCCGCGCACGCAGCUCAGUCGCGGCAACAACAACUGGGAGCAGCUGAUCAGCAAUAUCUCACAGCCAUGCGGCGACAUGGUCAUCGGCUGUCGCUUCGGCGCCGUCGACUAUCAGUGCGAACGCAUGUUCCAGCCAAUCAUCACCGACGAGGGCCUCUGCUGUGUCAUCAAUAUGCUCCAUCCACGCUUCAUGUACAAGCACAAUGUGCCGUUGACGCUCCGCAAUUGGAACGAAUCGAAGCGCUAUCGGGCAGUCGACUGGCAUGCGGAGCUCGGCUACAGUCGCAACCUGGGGAGCGACUAUUAUCCGCGCUCCUCGCUGGGCACGGGCGAGUCGCUGGGCAUGUCGCUGAUGCUGAACGUGGAGGCAGAUGCGUAUUACUGUUCGUCCAGCAACAGCAUUGGCUUCAAGAUCGCGCUGCACAGUCCCAACGAGUCGCCGAAUGUGCGUGAGACGGGCGUGCUGCUCUCGCCCGGGCUGGAGACAAAGCUGCGCAUCGAGCCGUCGAAAAUGAUGACGGAGCUGAGCCUGAGGCAUGUGCAUCGCAAGUACAGGCACUGCCUGUUCCAGAACGAGGGCAAUCUCAGCUACUUCGCACACUACACGCAGCGCAACUGCGAAAUGGAGUGCAUGUCGCGGCUGCUGCUGCAGCGCUGCGGCUGCGUCGUCUUCUACAUGCCGCGCAUCAAUGGCAACGACACCGUCUGCAGCAUCCGCGAAGCGCAGUGCGUGGAGAGCGUACGGCUGCAUACGAUUGGGCAUGUCGUCGAGUCCUGCCUGGACAACUGUCUGCCCAGCUGCUUCGAUCUCACCUACCAGGCGAUCACCUAUGCCACCAAGAUCUCCUACAACGACUUCCGGCACGCCAACGCCCACAUGCGCAACCUCAGCCAGGCCUACGUGGAGCGGAACAUAGCUGUUGUCAAUCUGUACUACAAGGAUCAUACGUUCCGUGCCAACAAGCAGACCGAGUUCAUCGGCAUAUCCGAUUUUUUAUCCAACGUUGGCGGUUUAAUGGGCCUGUUUCUGGGCUUCAGUUUUCUGUCGAUAGCCGAAUGCGUGUAUUUCGCCCUCAUACGUCCGUGCCGCAUUUGCGCACAGUUACGGCAGCAACGCGCGGUAUCAGCCUUAGAGCUAGGCAGAGGAGGCGGAGACAGAGCGACACCGCCAGUUGUAGUUCCAAUUAAAAGAACCAAAGUGCACGUAAGUGCGAUGAUGCCGCACCAGCAGUGGCAGCGCCAGAGGCAGCGGCAGAGGCAGAGGGCAUGGCAGCCGCAACAACACAUUUACCCCGCCAACUGGUUCCAAGCGGAGCUGAGCCAACAAUACAAUUUGGCUUAAUAUUCUGCUUUAAAUUUAGCAGCGACGAUAGAUCAAAUUCGACCAUGGGCAAACUUUUGUUGAUAAACUUAGCGGCAUUGGCUACCUCGGGUACCGCGUGCUUCUGCA